Molecule: messenger RNA, 975 nt
Organism: Galdieria sulphuraria
Lineage: Eukaryota; Rhodophyta; Bangiophyceae; Galdieriales; Galdieriaceae
Exons: 1
Coding region: 39-296 (85 amino acids)
Source: RefSeq, a predicted model, not a curated record
AAUUGAACUUUUUUGAAAAUAAGUUUUCUCUCAACAAAAUGCACAGUAUCAAAUAUCAGUAUAGUCUGCAAGUAUUUUCAGAGGAGAAAGAAACAGGAGUUGUUGACUCUUACAGAAAUUGGAUAUUGAUGAUAUGCACUUGUGUGCAGGAGAAUGACUCGGUUAAUACACUAGUGCAAUCUUUCAAAUAUUUCGGAGAUGCCUUUGAAUGUUUCAAAAUUAAAAGCUUUUCAUUUGAAGGCUAUUUUUGGUGUCAAUUUGCGAUAUUGCAGAGUUGUUGCAAUGAUUCAAAAUGAAUAGACUUUACGUACAUACAUGUUGAAUGCAACUAAAAUGAAAAAUUUUCUUUCUUGUCCAAAUACUUCGUAAAGUGUUUACCGAAAGAAUAUCUCAAAACAUUCUCUUCAAGUGUCUGCUAUGUUGUCUUUCUAGUCUGUUGAAAAAAGAACAGUAACUCCUUUUACUAUAAUUCUCAAAGACUGAAACGGAAAAAGUUGUUUCCAGAUUUUACUUGGACUGUCCGUCCUGUCUUUUGUUGACUGAAUAAAAAAGAGUUUUUCUCGGUUUUAGACCAAACGAAGAGAAUGGCAGCUAAAACUGGAGGCUUCCUCCAACUUGAGGACCUGCACUGCGGUCUCAAAAGGAGUUUCUGCUUGUUGAAAUUCGAUAAAAGUUUAGAUUCCUUUCGUUCUUUUGUGUUUUGUCAAACUGCAUUUUUAGCCUUAGAAUUCAUAUGAAUGGCUCCUACAAAUAUAAAACUUGUUGGAUUCAAGAGAAAAUAUAGCAAAGGUAGUAACAAAUACUAAAAAGAGUAUUUUAGUUUGCAAUAAAAAUUCUAUUUCAAAAGUACUCAACUAUAUAUCCUAACUUCGCUUCUGUGGAUUACACAGAAAGUUACCGACUCUCAGAUAAGGAAAGUGAACCAGUUGCAAAGAAGUUUGAAAUUCAGUUGGCCGGAAAAUAUCUAUUUUUAUU